AUGAGAAACAACAGUCACACAGUUUUUUCAACCCAUCCCCACUCUUUACCACAGACUCAGGCCAACCUUAAACUUCAGAAGCGACUUGCCUCCAGCGUCCUUGGCGUUGGUAAGAGAAAGAUCUGGCUCGAUCCCGCCGAGACCACUGCCAUCAGCGAAGCCAACUCUCGUCAAACUGUCCGCAAGUUGGUUGACAAUGGUAUCAUUAUCCGCAAGCCUGAGACUGGCCACUCUAGAGCCCGUGCUCGUGCCCACAAGGAGGCCAAGCGUGCUGGUAGACACUCUGGUUACGGUAAGAGAAAGGGUACUGCCAACGCCAGAAUGCCUUCUAAGGUUCUCUGGAUGAGACGUAUCCGUGUUCUCCGUCGCCUUAUCUCCAAGUACAGAGAUGCUGGCAAGAUUGACAAGUCUCUUUACCGCACUCUUUACCAGGAGUCCAAGGGUAACACCUUCAAGCACAAGCGCGCCCUUGUCGAGCACAUCAUCAAGGCUAAGGCCGAGGCUGCCCGUGAGAAGUCAAUCAGAGAGGAGGCUGAGGCUCGCCGCGAGAAGCUCCGUGCUGUCAAGGCUAGAAGACAACAGCGCAUUGUUGAGAAGAGAGAGGCUCUUCUCAAGGAUGAGUAA
Magnusiomyces paraingens is the source of this 624-nucleotide messenger RNA. RefSeq names its product 60S ribosomal protein eL19. Gene Ontology annotation, cellular component: ribosome; cytosolic large ribosomal subunit. Gene Ontology annotation, molecular function: RNA binding; structural constituent of ribosome. The transcript is spliced from 2 exons. Lineage: Eukaryota; Fungi; Ascomycota; Dipodascomycetes; Dipodascales; Dipodascaceae. Gene Ontology annotation, biological process: translation. The coding region runs from base 1 to 624 and encodes 207 amino acids. The record is from RefSeq and is a predicted model, not a curated record.